This is a messenger RNA of Lepisosteus oculatus (spotted gar), 1555 nucleotides long. RefSeq names its product UBA-like domain containing 1a (gene ubald1a). Lineage: Eukaryota; Metazoa; Chordata; Actinopteri; Semionotiformes; Lepisosteidae. The record is from RefSeq and is a predicted model, not a curated record. Gene Ontology annotation, molecular function: protein binding.
CCCCCUCGCUGCCGUCAGCAGUCAAUCAGAAGGAGCCCUCUAGACUGGCGAUCCUACAGUAAAUAUUUGUGUUUGCUGAGCCGGCUGUAAUGGUGGAUCACUGAAAGAGACAGAAAGGGAAAGAGAGAGAGAGAGAAAAAAAACAGAAGCAAGGACCGAGACGCAGAAAGAAUAUCACACGACACGCUUGAAACGGUUACCGCUUCGGCGACUAUGGAUGAUCUAAAGCACCAAGUGAUGAUCAAUCAGUUUGUUUUGACGGCUGGGUGCGCGGCGGACCAGGCGAAGCAGCUCUUGCAAGCGGCACACUGGCAGUUCGAGACUGCGCUCAGUGCCUUUUUUCAAGAAGCCAACAUCCCGUACAGCCACCACCACCAGAUGAUGUGCACUCCUGCCAACACGCCGGCGACGCCCCCGAACUUCCCCGACGCCCUGACGAUGUUCUCGCGUCUCAAGGCCUCCGAGAGCCUCAACAGCAGCAGCAGCCCCAUUGCCUCCAUGGCAACCUCCCCCCCACCACAGGUCAGCUGGGCGAUGACCCCCCCUCCCCCCAGCCAGCAGGGACUGUGGACUCCAGGGCAGCCCCCCUCACAGGCGCCCCCUCCUGGCUGGCCCGCCACAGUCACCCAGCAAGCCUCCUCGGAACAGAAGGCCAGUGUUGCCAUGGAGGCAGAGAGAUGAGGGCCGGGACUGGGGGGGGCCGCACACUGAAGGGGAGGAGGGGUGGGGGGUGGCUGGGGGGGGGAUAUGGGGGCAGGGCGGCUUUCUCUAACUUGCCGAGGACGGGCUGGGGACUGAGGGGGUGAGGGAGGGAGGUGGGGGGUCUGAGGAAUUGAGAACAGUGGACAAUUGCAGAGGGAGGAAACGCAGAGCAACUGCAGACAACAGUAAUACAACACACACACACACACACACACACAUGCGCGCACAGACCCGCGAGUCUUUUUACUUUCUGAAAAUGGUGGAUUCCGGGCGGAAGAGUUCAAUCGAAGACAUUUCGGAAGGCAGGGGGUCUGCCGGCACCUUGCAAGGUAACGGGAACGCGUCUUUCCCAUGGAUCUGGUGUCCUUGCACCGCUGGACAGAAGUGGCCGUGGAGACCUGCUUUCAGAUCAAGGGCCGUCACUCACCUCCCCUGUCACCUGACUUUUUGCAACCUAUCAGGGAGCGUCCUGCCUCAGGAUAUCACAUGAUGGUUGAUGUCACAAGAGAGGGACCGGCUGGCUCUCGCCGUCUCCGGGACAACAGGAGGCCUGUUCGCUUUGCUGAGGGGCGGGGCAGGGAGAGGCCAUGCAUUUGGACACCGAAUGACAGCAGACUAAAAAAUCUCUCUAUAUAUUAUUUCUGCAAAGAUCUGCAGAUUUAGGUAUUUUUAAAUCCUCAUUUAGGCUUGUUGUUAUUUUUAUUUGGGGGAGGGCUGUGUUUUUUUUUUUGUUCUGGGGAGGGAGGGGUCAAGAUUAAGCGAAACAAAACCUGACUACUAUUAGAAAUGUUUUGUAAACAGAGGUGCCACUGCAUGAAGUGUUCCAAUGUGUACCAUCUUUUUUUGUAGAAAA